Messenger RNA from Alternaria alternata, 1153 nucleotides. Its product is annotated as thioredoxin-like protein. The transcript has 3 exons. Gene Ontology annotation, molecular function: glutathione peroxidase activity. Gene Ontology annotation, biological process: response to oxidative stress. The record is from RefSeq and is a predicted model, not a curated record. NCBI's taxonomy places the organism in Eukaryota, Fungi, Ascomycota, Dothideomycetes, Pleosporales, Pleosporaceae. The coding region runs from base 358 to 1077 and encodes 239 amino acids.
CGGCAUACUUCGGCAACCCCUCUAUGCUUCCAAAUACCUUCUUCCAAGAUAGGACCGAUCGCGUCAACUCCCAAAAGUAGGAAGCAAUCACCGACGUUUUGAACGGCGCCCCACCGCAGUUGGGUUUUCGUCCGUAAGACGUAGUGGGCGGGACAAGCCGAGGUUCUGUGGCAGGUGGCAGCCCCCCAACCACCCAAGCCCAGAGCCAACGAUCGGGUCUCCAUCAGGGUCUUAUUUCGUAAGCCGCAAACUGUCAGCCAAAAACGUGCAAGGCCAGACCAGUGCCUCUCGAGUAAGCAGAAAAAAACGAUCAACGGAGCUCCGUGUUUUGUCAGUGCAGGUCUAAGAUCACAUGUCAUGAUUCGAUUGGGAGGGGCGACAAGCACAGCCCCACGUAUCGCGACGAACUUCAGGCCUGUUUUGCGACACAACUUAAAGCACCGAAGCUUGACCACCACUUUUGCACCUGUCUGUUACUCGAUUUCUACACGUUCCUACACACCUAGUACCGGAAAGAAGUUUGACCACGUAACAAAAGAAAGAACAGGAAGAAAGGCGCUUUACACAACCAUGGCUUCCGCUACCAGCUUCUUCGACUUCAAGCCUAAGGACAAGAAGGGCUCUCCCUACGACCUCAACAAGCUCAACGGCAAAGUCGUCCUCGUCGUAAACACCGCCUCGAAAUGCGGCUUCACACCCCAGUUCGAGGGUCUGGAGAAGCUAUACAAGGAGGUCAAGGGCAAAUAUCCCAACGACUUUGAGAUUAUCGGCUUUCCAUGCAACCAGUUUGGUGGCCAGGACCCAGGCUCCAACGAUGAGAUCCAGGAGUUCUGCCAGAUUAACUACGGCGUUAGCUUCCCAGUCCUUGGAAAGAUUGAUGUCAAUGGCGCACAGGCAGACCCCGCAUUCGAAUGGCUUAAGAACGAGAAGCCCGGCCUCAUGGGCCUCAAGCGCGUAAAGUGGAACUUUGAGAAGUUCCUCGUCGGCCGUGACGGAAAGGUCAAGGGCAGGUGGGCAAGCACCAAGAAGCCUGAGGACCUCAAGGCGGAAAUCGAGAAGGAGCUGGGCGGCAAAUAAAUGUUGAGCGCGAGUUUGGAAUGAUUGCGCAUUGACGCAGGUCCUGUGAGCGCCGGGAUACAUGAUGGAGUAUUGA